This is a messenger RNA of Closterium sp. Naga37s-1, 2880 nucleotides long. NCBI's taxonomy places the organism in Eukaryota, Viridiplantae, Streptophyta, Zygnematophyceae, Desmidiales, Closteriaceae. The record is from the annotation of a GenBank genome assembly.
AUGCCUCAUUCACCAGCCCCAUCGAGCCGCCCUGCUGCUACUACUGCUGCUGCUGCUGCUCGUGCUACUGCUGCUGCUGGUGGAGGUGCUGCUGGGAGUGCUGGAGGUGCUGCUGGUGCUGGAGGUGCUGCUGGGAGUGCUGGAGGUGCUGCUGGUGCUGGAGGUGCUGGAGGUGCUGCUGGAGGUGCUGCUGGUGCUGGAGACGCUGCCAAGUGGACAUGGCCAGUGGUCAACGAGCCCGGGACUGAAGCGUCAGUGUACAAGGUUCUCUCUGCCUGGUGCGGCAACGCGUACGAGGAGAUGGUGAAGGAUGCGGAGCGCAAGGCGAGGGACCACGAGCGGCUGAAGCUGGAGCGCGACCAGCGGUUCCAGGAGUGGAUGCAGUGCCGCCAGGAGAAGUUCAUCAAAGAGAAGGAGCUAGAGGCGGAGUGUGAGAAGGUGCGCAAGCUGCAGGCGUCAGAGUUUGACCGAGAGAGGCUGGUGAUGCGCGCCGAGUGCGACAUGGAGCUCACUCUGCUGCGCGCCGAGCUGGACGCCUGUGAGAUCAAGCUAAGCAACAAGGAGCGGGCAGUAUGCGAGAGGGAGGUGGUGGUGGAGAGAGCUCUUUGCGACCAUGCUAAACGAGGUCUCGAGGCCAACACCACGGCGUGCAAGCACCGCACGCAGGUCACCGACCUCACGCGCCUGGCGGAGCUAGAAGACACGGCGGAGCGGGCGGCGAAGGACCACGAGGAGUGGGCGGCGGAGAGGGAGCUGCUGCGCAAGGAGCUCAAGGCCUGCCGCCCGGCGCGGGCGCAUGCGGAGGCGCGGCUGAGGGAGGUGCUGGCGGACGGGACGAUUGACUCGUUAGAGCACACUGUGGUGUGGCUGCAGGUGCUGCUGGGAGUGCAGGCGCUGGUGCUGCUUGUGAUGCUCUCCUUCCUCUUCUUCCUGCUGCUGCACGAGGAGAAUCCCACGGGAGGGGGCGCGUAUGGGUGGGUGGCAGUGCAGGCAGCAUCCAAGAUGCGGCUGGUGCCGGCAGAGGUGGCGAAGGAAACACUCAUGAAGGCGUUUGAGGGCCGCAGGAGGACUCGUCUGCCCAUCGUGCUCACCACUGCUGCCAACUACGAGCCCGACUCUGGCAGCCCCACAUUGGUCUUCCUGCUGGCGCCUGUCAACGUGGCAAGCUCCCGGCGCUUCUCCCUGUUCAACCAUUCAGGCGACUAUGUGACGCACGCAGAGAGGGCACAGGAGAUAGUGGCCAAGGCCCUACCCAAGUCGCGACUGGUGGUGGUGCUCUAUGAGGGGUGCGGGGGGCUCUUCACAGAAGCCACGCUGGACUCGCUGCGACUCAAACCAGACAAGGUGGCAUACGAGGUGAUCCCCAAGGACAUGGAUUUCCCCAAGAGCCACAACCUGGUGGUGCCGUGGGUGGAUAAGACGGAGGGGGUGAAGACGACAGACAGCGAGAGGGAGAGCGACCUGUCGUCGGUGAUUCGCGCGCAGCCGUGGGCCCAGUACCUGCUGGGGCGGAGCGGGCGGAUAGGGCAGCUCGCAUACAUCCUUCCCCCUUCCCGUGAGGACCAACCCACCCCAGAUACCACCUCCACCUCUCCCUCCUCCCCUCCCUACCUCCUCCUCGUCGCCCCAGGCGGUUUCAUCCCCGCGCUCUCCUACCUCCCUCUCAUCCGCGCUAUAAGAUCCACCACUCCCCCGUCUGUGCGCAAGCGCCUGUGGGUGGCUGUACUGAACGAGGUCACACUUCUGGACCAGGAGAAAGGGAGGAUGUGGGCUCGGGACGGGUAUGAGGCGGCGGUGAAAGCGGUCAAGGAGAUGGGCGCGGAUGUGACUAAUGCAAACAACACAUCGCGGGUGUUUGUACUGGGACACAGAGCCUUCCUCAUGACAGCAGUGGUGCCUCGCUCUCAUCAGCAUCGGCUCCUCACACAACAGCCUAGAGACCUCCUUCCUGCAAUUCCCUCCCUCCUUCCCCCUCCCCACACCCACGACCCCUACCAGCAUCGGAGCCUUCCUCAUGACAGCAGUGGUAAUUCUUCAGGUGGUUCUUCUGUUGCUGCUGCUGCACCUGGCAGUGCGACAGCAGCAGCGCUGGGGCCACUGCUGUCCAUUGUCCAGAAGCCGGUUGUGAUUAUAAAGGGGAUGAAUCACGCACAGGGGGGGAACGGGGCGGUGAACAAACAGAGGGGGGACCUGGAGGCGUCUCGACCAAUAGAGGAGGUGCGGGAGGAGAUUGGACGGCUGGUUUCAGCUUUUAUGCUUCUUCACCUGCACUCGGACAGUGGCUGGGCGCCGUUGCUUCUGGCGGGACAGGAGGGGUUGCGUAAAAGAAUGGCAGGGGCGGAAGGGGCAAGGGGAGGAGUGGGAGGGGACGGAGGGGAGGAGGAGUGUGUGGAUGAGGCACAGGAGAGUGCGGUGAAGGUGCUGCAGGGGGCAGUGGAAUGGUCCUUGGAGUACCUGCGACCAGUGUGGAAGGCCCUGGAGAUGGAACGGGAGGAGCCUCAGCACGUGCUGGACAUCAUUCUCUCCCACGCAGGCCUCUCCACAUCGCUCCCCUCACACACCAUCUUCCAUGCCUUCCUGCCCGACUUCCUGCGCUCCAAGCCCGCCCUCCUCACGUCCAGGGGGGUCUCCUCCCAAGCAGACUCCUCUGCUCCCACUGUGCUGCAGUCCGCAUGGCUACAGUCGCAGGGUAAUUUCUGGCCGUGCCAGCCACACACCCUGUGGGUCAAGUGCAAGAGCGCUGCUGCUAUUAAGGAGGCUCUUGGCUUGCAGCUUGCGGGAGCAGGGGAAGACACAGGAAUGAUGGCGGUGGCUCCAGGAGCAACAGCUGGAGCAGCAGGAGAGGGAACGCCCUCUCUUGGAGCUGCGUUGUCGGCAUGA